Molecule: messenger RNA, 2735 nt
Organism: Onychostoma macrolepis
Lineage: Eukaryota; Metazoa; Chordata; Actinopteri; Cypriniformes; Cyprinidae
Exons: 10
Coding region: 79-1152 (357 amino acids)
Biological process (GO): positive regulation of ERK1 and ERK2 cascade; interleukin-15-mediated signaling pathway; T cell activation
Cellular component (GO): external side of plasma membrane; membrane raft
Molecular function (GO): protein tyrosine kinase binding; MHC class II protein binding
Source: RefSeq, a predicted model, not a curated record
GAACACAGGAAGAGCUGAUCGUAUCUAAAGAAAGAGUUGAGAGCAUAUAAUGAAGAGGAAGACUGACAGAAAGAGAAGAUGGCUGAUGAGUGUGAUCUGUGUCUGCUGGGACUCAUCUUUCUCUCUUCACUUCUCUCAGGUUCCAGUGAAGUGGAUGUGACUCAUGUGUUCAUCAGUUCUGGUCAAAAUGUCCGUCUGUCCUGUAAUAAUGCUCUUCAUGACUGCAAAUCAACAUAUUGGAUCUAUAACAGAUUCAGUCAUUCAGCAGCAGUUGAACUGAUUAAUUCAGGGAUAAAGAAGAAAGACACAGAGAGACAUGAGAGACUGAGUCUGGGGUCUGACUGCUCUCUGAACAUCAACAACAUCACAGAAGAAGAUUAUGGACUUUACACCUGCAGACAAUAUGUGAAUAAACAACAACAAGGAACUGAUGCUCGUGUGUUUCUGCAUGUUCUUCACGUCUCUUCAUCUUCAUCAUCCUCACAGACUGAGAUCAGUGCAGGCCGCUCUGUGACUCUCUUCUGUCAGCUGUAUUCAGAUGCUGGAGUCUCUUGUGAUGAUUGGAUCCGUUCUGAGGGAAUUGAGCUGUUCUGGGUGAAUCAGGCUGGUGUUAAACUGAAGAUAUCAGACUCCAGAUAUCAGAUAUCAGCAUCAGAUCACUGUAACAUCACUCUGACUACAACACUCCUGAAUGAAGAUCACAACAGAGAGUGGAGAUGCAGUGUUACUCACAGAGAUCGAGUCCAGAGCUCAGUCACAUAUACUGUCAAGAGUUCAGCUCGAGAUGAUCCAGCGUCACCAGUGAUUCCAGUCCACAACACAAAAUCAACUACAACGACACCAAUAACUUCUACACAAGAAAGUGAGUAUUCAUUAAACACCCCAAACUCUGAGAGCACUGCAGCUGCACAAACACCUGUAUUUACUGAACAACAAGUAACGUCAGCUACAGCAACAACACUGAAUCCAGACACUGCACCAAUCUCUCUGAAAGAAGUGAUUGUGAUUGUUGUCGGCGCUUCAUUCGCUCUUCUCAUUCUUGCUCUGAUUAUUUGGCUGAUUCAUAAAAAAAGAGCCGGUGUCAGAAGAGCGACUCAUGACUCUGUGGAGCAGACAGAUGAUUUGACUUACAUUGUUUACUGCGUACAGUAAAAACAGAGACAAAAAGAAGAAGCAGGGUGGAUUAUUGUAAUGGUCUCCUUCCAAAGAAGAGCAUUAGACAGCUGCAGCUCAUCCAGAACGCUGCUGCCAGGAUUCUGACUAGAACCAGAACAUCUGAGCAUAUCACACCAGUCCUCAGGUCCUUACACUGGCUUCCAGUUACAUUUAGGAUUGAUUUUAAAGUACUUUUACUCGUUUAUAAAUCUCUAAAUGGCCUAGGACCUAAAUACAUUGGAGAUAUGCUCACUGAAUAUAAACCUAACAGACCACUCAGAUCAUUAGGAUCGAGUCAGUUAGAAAUACCAAGGGUUCACACAAAACAAGGGGAGUCCGCUUUUAGCUAUUAUGCCGCCCGCAGUUGGAAGCAGCUUCCAGAAGAGAUCAGAUGUGCUAAAACAUUAGCCACAUUUAAAUCCAGACUCAAAACUCAUCUGUUUAGCUGUGCAUUUGAUGAAUGAGCACCGUGCUACGUCUGAACUGAUUGCACUAUAUAUAAUCACUUUCUAAUCUUAACUGUUUUAAAUUCUUUUUAAAUCAAUUUUUAAAUCACUUUGUUUUUAUUGUUGUGAUUUUUAUUAUUUUUAAUUUCUUAUUAUUUUUAAUAACUAUUUCACUUCCUUUUAUGUAAAGCACUUUGAAUUACCAUUGUGUAUGAAAUGUGCUAUAUAAAUAAACUUGCCUCGCCUUACAUGCUGUAAUAAUUGUGCAUUAAAACAGUGACUGUGAUGUUGAUUCAGGUUCGCUGUGAUGAUAAAGUGACUUAUGCUUCCAUCAGAGGAUCAAAAGCUGGAGAUCAGCAAAACUGCAGUCAACUUUAUGCCUCUGUGAACAAGAACCAUCACAAAUCAGACAAAUAAUUAUACAGAAAAUAUACUAAUUAUGAGAACAGGUAAAGCUACACGAUGAAGUGAGUGUUUAUUACAAUAUGACAGCAAUGAUAAUCUGGUGUUUGAACCAUUUGAGCAGCUGUUUGUAAUAUUAUGUUUUAUUUGUCAACAAUAAAAAGCCUUUAUCAAACACGUAUAUGUAUGGUGUUAUUAUCCAUCAUUAUUAUAUAAGCUAGGUCAAGAUAAAUCUGUUCAUUUCUGCUGGAUCUGUCAGUUUUUCUAAGUGUCAGUUGAUUAUUAUUCAGCAAACACAAACUAUAUAAAAACAGCAGUAUUUCCAGCUCAGAGUCUGAAUUCACUCGCUCGAGUCCAGUGGACUGUAUUAGUGGACUAAUGUAGGGAAUAUGAAUGAGGGUACAGGUAUGAUUUCACAUACAGCCGGAGUAUUUUACUAUAUAGGGAGCCCCCAGCUGUGUGUAUAUAUCAAUGAUAACAACAAAUAUAACACAUUUUUCAUCAUCUGCAUCUGUCAUGUAAUGAUUUUUAUGAAGCCUUAACUUCAACUGCACACAGAGAUUAUGAUUCUUUAAAAUAUGCCAGUGAUGGCUUUCUUCAUGUCUGAAACCAGUGUGCUCAAAGCAGUGGCUGCAAAAAAAAAAAAAAAAGGCUGCUCAUUGCUCUGUGUGUGUGUAUGUGUGUGUGGUCACUCCUCAUAUGUGAUGUUGGUGGUGUGUGUGUGUGUGUGUA